Dendronephthya gigantea is the source of this 1543-nucleotide messenger RNA. RefSeq lists its product as uncharacterized. Lineage: Eukaryota; Metazoa; Cnidaria; Anthozoa; Malacalcyonacea; Nephtheidae. Bases 115 to 1020 code for a protein of 301 amino acids. The record is from RefSeq and is a predicted model, not a curated record. The transcript has 4 exons.
UUCAGGCGAGACUACUGCCGCCCAUUCAAAGCAUCACUUGCUUUCGAUUCAGACGGCUUUUAAUAGGAAAGAAGACUUUAUAAAGCCAAGUUGUUCCUUCAGGUGUUUUCAAAUAUGGCUCAACUCAUCUCGCUUAUACUAGUUACAGUGCAAUUAUUCAUGGUGAUGACUAGUUCGUGGGCUCAAGUUCCAAAGCCUACAACAUUUAUCCCGACACUUUAUGUAACGAGUGAAGUUGAGGCUCAAAAACCUAACCAUGCUGUCACCUACCAAGCAAACAUAUGUAACACAACUAUCUUCAAAGAUAUGAUGAUGAUCACUCGGGUUAACAUGCCAAUUGGAUGGGACCCAAACAUUGGAAGGACGGCAAAAAUACAGGUUUGUUCCAACGCAAAUUGCGACAAACCUCUAUGCACAAAUUUUCCUGGUGGAACGUUCAGUGGCCAGCACAAUUGUACAAUCCCUUACAACACAACAUUGAAAGCCGUGUUUGUCACUGUAACUGCUGGUAACGCUCCAUACAUUUCCUGGACUGUUGCUGUGGAAUUUAUCCCCAAAUAUCAGUACGUUGAAAAGCCAAACAGGGAUGCAUUUUAUUACGAUUUGUUACGGUUUCCUGAGCCGAUAGCAAUAAAUAAGGUGGCAGAUGUAAAAAUUCUGCAACAGAUCGUCCCCCCUGGAUAUAAAUUUUCUGUACAAACAUCGGACAGGAGAGACUUCAGAAUGGCUUUUUGUCCUGACGAAGGAACAACUGAGAGAUACGAUGUAAGUUUAGUGGUCACAGCCCUCGACUCGAUUUCAGCAAUGUCGACUUAUGCUUGCUUGCCUCCUGUUGAUCCCACGGUUGGUUGCACACCGGACAAGGCGGCUCAAUCCGAUCCCCGCGGUAUUGCCAUCAAUACUCUUACAAUUUCUACCGGGAGCGGUGGAAUAAAAGAUCUCUAUAUUGCUGUGGUUGGCUAUGGAGACGGGGAGCAGACAAACCACUUCCUUAUUGGAGCAACAGUUAAAAAACUUUGAUUAAUUCCAAUAUUUCCUUAAUUAUGACCAAUUUUUGUUGUUCAAUGAUUUUGUACGAUUUGUUUCGACAUGUGAUUCUUUAAUUUCUUAUAGUGAUAGUAUUAACUGAGAUUUAUUACGAUGAACGUUUAUCGAAAUAUUUUGUAGACAAAAUGCUUCAAAAUAACUAUAAUCCUAUAUGAUAUAAAGCUUAGGAAUGAUAAAAUACACUUUGAUUCAUGCAUAGUUAGUUGAUUUUGUGGGUUAUGCUAAGAACGAUCGUUCUACUGAUCGGCGAAUAGGGUGCGCUAUCCACUGAGAUUCGACAUAUACAAGAUGUCCCAAAAACCAAAACUAUUGAAAAUUUGAACUCCCAGUAUUGUCAACGGCAAGUGUUCUUAUAUCACCGCCUGGUGGAAACCAUGGGCAAAAAAACGCGUAAUAGCAUAGGCAGCCUAGAAAUCUGUUUAUACUCAGUCUUCGACUGCAUUGUUUACGCGCGCGGUCAGCUUCUACUGUCUGUACUAAUUACUGCAUUAUACAU